Cricetulus griseus (Chinese hamster) is the source of this 6142-nucleotide messenger RNA. The record is from RefSeq and is a predicted model, not a curated record. NCBI's taxonomy places the organism in Eukaryota, Metazoa, Chordata, Mammalia, Rodentia, Cricetidae.
CAGAGAUCCGCCUGCCUCUGCCUCCCGAGUGCUGGGAUUAAAGGUGUGCACCACCGCCACCCAGCACGCGUGUCUCUCUCUUUUUUUUUAAACAGACUUUUUCAGUUUUAUUUUUGUUCAUAAAGCAUACAGGUUAUACAUUUACUUGUCCCCCCCUCCCAGAUUCACCUCCACAUUCCCUGUCCAUCUUUGUGUCCUCAUUUUGAUUUUUUAUUUAAUUAAAAUGUAAUUACUUUCUCCCCCUUCCAACACUCAGACUCAUAGCCUCUUUCUCAUUAUUAGCAUUAUGCUUGUGUGUGCAACUAAAUACAUAAAUGCAGCCUGCAGCAGCCUGUGGAAUGUUGCUUGCAUGUAUAUAUUUGUAAGACUGACCGUUUGCUAUUGGAUUGCCAUUUAGAGCGACCAUCUUUAUCGUAGUAAUGAGUAGUUUCUUCAAAUCUUUGAAAUUGUAAUUGAUUUCCUGUAUCCUUAUUAAUUUGGUUUUUAGAGAUCUGUCACUGUUCAUUAAAUACACUUGGAUGUGUUUUGGAGUGUUCAUCUAAUGUAGAGCAUAUAUGCCUAGGUGUAAAAGAAAACCUGUCCAAUAUUUUCCUUAGAAUUUCUACAGCCUACCUACAUAAUAAACGGAAGUUCAAGGCAGACACUGGGAGAGAUGUCAGAAGACUCAGAGGAGGAAGACUACUCAGACAGGAGUAUCAGUGAUGAUGAUGAAUCAGAUGAGGAUACGUUCAUGAAAUUUGUAAGUGAUGAUAUUCAUCGGUGUACACUACUAGCAGCUUUGUCAUCUGAUGGAAGAUAGAAUGUGGCUCCUUGUUUUAACUGCUGAUUCUCUUGGUGACCCAUUCUUCCCUCGAACUACACAGAUUUUAUUAGAGUAUCAUCUAGGAAGAUGGGUGCCACGCCUUCGUGAACCACGGGAUUUAUAUGGCGUCUCUUCUUCUGGUCCACUAAGCCCAACACGGUGGCCAUACCACUGUGAGGUCAUUGAUGAAAAAGUCCAGCAUAUUGAGUGGACUCCUUUUUUUCCUGAGCCGGUAUAUGUUCCAACAGGCCUGGAAAUAGAACCGGUUUACCCAAAUAACAAAGAAGAUACUGUGGUUUACCUAGCUGAAGAUGCUUACAAAGAGCCCUGUUUUGUGUAUUCCCGAGUUGGGGGUAACCGGACACCCUUGAAACAACCUGUGGAUAACUGUGACAACACUUUGGUGUUUGAAGCAAGGUUUGAGAGUGGUAAUCUACAGAAGGUAGUCAAAGUGGCAGAUUAUGAAUACCAGUUGACUGUGCGCCCAGACCUCUUCACAAAUAAGCAUACUCAGUGGUACUAUUUCCAGGUCACUAAUACUCAAGCAGAAAUAGUCUACAGAUUCACUAUUGUCAACUUCACAAAGCCUGCUAGUCUUUACAAUCGGGGUAUGAGGCCACUGUUCUAUUCUGAAAAAGAGGCCAAGAUUCAUAACAUUGGCUGGCAGAGAAUAGGAGACCAAAUCAAGUAUUAUAAAAACAAUCUUGGGCAAGAUGGGCGCCAUUUUUUUUCUCUGACGUGGACAUUUCAGUUUCCACACAACAAGGACACGUGCUACUUUGCUCACUGCUAUCCAUACACUUACACCAACCUUCAAGAAUACCUUUCUGGCAUCAACAGUGACCCAGUAAGAUCAAAGUUUUGUAAAAUACGUGUCUUGUGCCACACGCUUGCUAGGAAUAUGGUUUAUGUCUUGACAAUCACUACUCCCUUGAAGAACAGUGACUCAAGAAAGCGCAAGGCUGUGAUUUUGACUGCAAGGGUCCAUCCAGGAGAGACCAACAGCUCUUGGAUCAUGAAAGGCUUCCUAGAUUAUAUUUUAGGCGACUCGAGUGACGCGCGGUUGCUUCGGGACACUUUCAUCUUCAAGGUGGUGCCCAUGCUGAAUCCAGACGGUGUGAUUGUGGGGAAUUACCGAUGCUCCUUAGCCGGACGGGAUUUAAACCGUAAUUACACAUCUCUCCUGAAGGAAUCUUUCCCUUCUGUUUGGUAUACAAGGAACAUGAUCCAUAGGUUAAUGGAGAAACGAGAGGUGAUUUUAUAUUGUGAUCUUCAUGGCCAUAGUAGGAAACAGAACAUUUUCAUGUAUGGCUGUGAUGGUAGCAACAGAUCUAAAGCAAAAGGAUUAUACUUACAGCAACGAAUCUUUCCACUUAUGCUGAGCAAAAAUUGCCCAAAUAAAUUUUCCUUCUCAGCUUGCAAGUUUAACGUCCAGAAGAGCAAAGAGGGGACAGGAAGGGUUGUGAUGUGGAAGAUGGGUAUCAGGAACAGCUUCACUCUGGAAGCCACCUUCUGCGGAUCUACUCUUGGCAAUAAACGAGGCACUCAUUUCAGCACAAAAGACUUAGAGUCAAUGGGAUAUCAUUUUUGUGAUUCUCUAUUGGACUACUGUGACCCUGACCGGAGCAAGUAUUUUCGGUGCCUGAAAGAAUUAGAAGAAAUGGAAAAACAUUUGAACUUGGACAGAGUUUUUGAUGAUUCAGAUACUUCUCUAGUAGAAAUUUCAUUGGAUGUAGAGUCUAGUAGUCGAGGCUCUGACAGUUCAGAGUCCAAUGACACUCAGACUUAUCUUCUCAAGUUGACCUCUCAGGUAAAAAACAAGAAAAAGUAUCUGAAAACAAAGAGGGAAAGAAAUGCAACCCUAGCAAAGCGACAGAAUAACACAAGAGAGGAGAGCACUGGGGAGACAGCUGGGAGGAGCCCUCCAGAACUCAGAACAGACCUCAAACCCAACUUCCAGACCUGCCCAUUCAAAGGAGAUUUUAAAAAUUCACCUGAAGAGCAAAUUAUGAUCCUGGGCAAGGUUGAAGACACUAGAGCAAUCAGCCAAAACUUAGUUUAUGAUAAAGAACAUUUACUCCAGAGGCAAGAAGAAUCAAAUUCUGAUGUGAAAGGAGCUCGUCUUUUAACCAGGGAAGAAAAGCAAGUGAGAAAGCACUGUGUUGCGGGUACAGUGCCCACAGUGUGUGAUUCAGACCCAAGGCCGACGGUACCAGAUGUGUACGUGGCUCAUUGUUUCAGAAGACCAUUGCCUAACCAAGGCAUGGUGAAAAUUCCUGGACAUGGCUGUUAUCCCCGAAAACCACACUCAAGCACCCAGCAUAUGAUUCAGAGUCCUAACAAAGACCAACAGACAUAUAAUCUAGAAACUUGUAAGAAUCCAGUCCAAGAAGUGCAGUCCAAAGAAAUCAACAUGUAUGAAAGCUGUGUCAAAGGGCCAUCCUUGAAGCAUCCUGUGAACAAAGAGACUUCAAAUUGGAUUGAGAAGACAAUAAUACCAACAGAGCCACAUCAUGAAUCGAAAAGCAAAACAAAAAGAUGCAAGAGGACUGGCACCAAUUGGACAGAUGAUGAAAAAAGAAUCUACAGGGAUAAAAGAAUAGCUCAAACUCAGGAAAUAUUACAAUAUUUACUUCCCAUCGUGGAAUCCUCUAAAAACAUGAAAGCUAAUCAAAUGAAAGACCUCUUCAAUCCAGGAGUUGACUUCCAGCAGCAUCAAUUUAUUCCAACUACUUGCAUAAAUAUAAGAAGAUACAGCAUGCCUUGGACAACAACCAAAAGUCUCCCUUCUAAAACCCAAAGGAAUCUUGUGGCAAAUACCUCAGAAUGGCUCCGGUCUGUGCCCCAGGGCUCACUUGAAAGUUUAUCACCCCUCUGCAGUUUUCAGAAGAGGAAAAUGCAUUCUGAAGUCUGGACCAGAGACACUGAAGAUGCGAUGCUUCCCAGCAGCAAAGAGGAGACUGUUCCCUCACAUUCUAAAACAGAUACUGAUAUUGUCCAAGGCAACAGUCUUCAGCCUGAAGAAUCCAGCCUGAAGAGCUCUGAGCAGAUAGUUCCUGAUCUGACUAAAAGCAACGAGAAGCCAAAUGAGAGUGAUGGCUCGCGCACCUUCCACCUAAGUUCCAGGACAACAGUUAACCAAGCUGAAAGUGACUGAGAACUGUGGCUGAUGGAGAUGUGCUGACACAGCAAAAAUCAGCCACCCCCCCCCUUCCCUGGCCCUCCCUCCCCUCUACACAUGUAUGUGUGGGUACCCAACUACAGAUUUUACAUAGCCCAUCUUCCUUAAAGGAAACAUCUUUCAGAGAUUUUAAAACUCCAGAGGAAAUAUAGAAAAGUUAAAAAACACAUAUAUUUAAUUUGUAUCAACAUGGGGAAAAAGCUUGAAACUUUUGAUUUCUUCCAAAAUUAUGCAUGUAUAUAACACCAAAAAACUAAAACUUCAAGAAAGACAUGCUAUUAAUGAUUUUAGUCGCUUUGAUGAAUGAAUUAGCAGCCACCAUCAUUUCUUGAGUCUCUUUUAUAUAGUUGGUGUGCUAGAAAAAGCACAGGAGAAAUAAACAAUAUUUCUCCCUAUAGAAGAAUAUCCUAGAAUUGUUCCUGUGAGCACACAUGCUAGCUGGGCAUAUACACUAGUAAUCCCAGCACUUGGGAGGGAGGUAGAGGCAGGAGGACCAGAGAUUCAAGGCAAGCCUGGGCAACAUUUAAAAAUAGCAACAUAAAUACUAAUAAUAACUGAAUAAGAACAUAUAGUAAAGCACUAAUUUGUGUACUUCCAAUUGAUGAGAUAGCACAUGUUAAAAGAUGCUAAUUGCACAAACCAAAGGUGGAACCCAAUUACAUGGAAAUAUAUUAUGGUUUUGAAGCCAUUCUACCUCUCAUAAUUAAGCAAAGUUGUAAAAGAUUAGAAGUCCCAUUUCUCCUAGAGUCAGUGAGUGCCCGCCUCUAGUCCUUCAUUCAAAUGGAUACUUCAAAAGCAAGUCCUACACUUCACGUUUGUCAUAAGGUGGUCAAUAGUUAGCCAUGGGGGGCAGGGAUGCAAUCCCAUCUGCUUAGGAGCCUGACUCAGGAAGAUCACAAGUUCAAGGCUUGCCUGGGCUACAACCUGAGUUCAAGAGCAGUCUCAGCAACCUAAUGAAAUCCUCCAUCCAACGGAAAGACUAAAACAAAGAGGAGGGAAAGUGGGGGUGUAGCUCUGUGACAGAUAACUACAUGGGGAGGCCCUAGUUCACAUCCAAGUUUCCCACAAAAAUAAAACUACAGUGAGUACAAGGAGGGAUUCCCGAAGCCCAGGCAAAGGAGUAAGGGUAACAAGUGUGCCAGUGAAGACGAAGGCCGGUGAGUGAGAAAACUGCAAGCCCGGGUCUACAGAGGCACAGUAGAUACACGUCACGGGUCUAAGCGACAUAAGCAGGCUCUGCAAUCAGUGUUUCUAGUAGAUGAAAAGACGUAAGAGCUCACUGCAAUGUUCAGAGAAGAAAUGUUAUUUAUAGGGGAUUUUGACCAUAAAUUUCCUCAAUCCUUGCACAUGGUAGGAAACAAUUGUUUUUCCUCAGGAAGAAGGACUGGAUUUGGGGGUAGCUAUUGGGGUUCUCUGAGAAGUCCCUAAUCUCUUUACUAGGAAUUCUUCCCUUGGUAACUUGACACCAUGGUAGAGUACAGGCUCUCAAAAGUCUUGCCCUUGUUCUCAUAAAUCAGGGAAAACUAAACUUCAUGAAAAUCUAAAAAUUUAAAUUGACAUUUGUUCUUUGAAACUUCAGUUAUAUGAAAGUUUGAGACUACAAACUUAAUAUCUUUGUGAGAAUAACCAAAGUAACAAACUGGUUUCUUGGAAGACUGAGGUGUGCAGAAGAAUUUCCUUAAUUAUUUACCAUCCUUGCCCUUUAAUCCCCCCGCCUUGUGUCAUGUUUUGAAUGUCUUAUUGCAUUAUUUACUGUUUUGUGUUGGGGGGGGGAGUGUGAAUCUCAUGCACCAUUAGGUCAUGUAUGCCAUGGUACACAUUGAGGUCAGAAGACAGUGUGUUCUCCUACCAUGUAGCUACAGGGACAGAACUCAGGUGGUCAGGCUUGGCAGCCAGUGCCUAUACCCACUGAGCCAUCUUAAAACCCUUCCCCUUAUCUCUUAUUUGCUACAAAUACCUGACAUGUAGAGUGCAAGAAUAUAUGUAAAUCGUUUUCACUCUGUUUUUCAUGGUAUAGUAUUUAAAUUCUAAGUAUGCCGCUCUUCCAUAAAGGUCAUUCAUUCUGUCUGAUCUUAUGAUGUAAACCUUCCAGAACAAUUGGAAAGCCUCUACUUUUCCUUGAAGAUUAAACUCAAAUGUUCCCUUCUCUGGAAAAACUC